GCUUCCUCUCCGCCCUGACAACAGCGCGGUCUCUGACUACGUGGGGGUAGACUCCGGUGGGCCUGCCGGCGACGAGAUGCUGAAGGCCAAGAUCCUCUUCGUGGGACCCUGCGAGAGUGGGAAGACCGUUUUGGCCAACUUCCUGACAGAAUCUUCUGACAUCACCGAAUACAACCCAACCCAAGGAGUGAGGAUCCUGGAGUUUGAGAACCCACACGUUACCAGCAACAACAAAGGCACGGGGUGCGAAUUUGAGCUAUGGGACUGUGGCGGUGAUCCAAAGUUUGAGUCCUGCUGGCCAGCCCUAAUGAAGGACGCUCACGGGGUGGUGAUCAUCUUUAAUGCUGACAUCCCAAGCCACCUGAAAGAGAUCGAGACGUGGUAUUCCUGCUUUGUCCAGCAGCAGUUCCUACAAGAUACCCAGUGUCUGUUAAUCGCACACCACAAACCAGGCUCUGCAAGUGAUAAAGGCAACCUGUCUUUGUCGCCACCCUUGAACAAGCUGAAGCUGGUGCACUCAAAUCUUGAGGAUGACCCUGAAGAGAUCCGGAUGGAAUUCAUAAAGUAUUUAAAAAGUAUAAUCAACUCAGUGUCUGAGAGCAGAGACCGGGAGGAGAUGUCAAUUAUUACCUAACCAGCCUUCAUCGGGACCCUGCCACAUCCCAAGUGAGGUCAGCAUUUUUCCCAGCGCAGGUCUGAAAUCUUACCCGGCUGCUGAUGUUUUCUUCUCCCUGUGGCACUAGAAGACAUUUACCUUAUCUGCUUUAAGGUACCAGUCACCUAGGGAGUUGAAUCAUACUAUCUAUGCUCUAUCCUUACUUCAGCUGAGAAAAUCGUAUUACUGAAUUUUGAUUCCUUUGCCCCAGGCCUCUCUGCAGAGCUGGAAAAUGGGGUGUUUUAUUUUCCCCUUCACAUAUGUCAAGUUAUAAAACUUGUGGAAUUGUAACUGUCAUAGCCCAAUGAUACAACAGUAGUUAAAUCCAUAUGUAUUGGUUGGAAUGUGAUUUUCAUUCCUUCAUUCACUCAACAAAUAACGACUUGUUAAGCAUC
Messenger RNA from Hipposideros armiger (great roundleaf bat), 1050 nucleotides. It is a transcript of the gene IFT22, whose product is annotated as intraflagellar transport 22. The transcript has 5 exons. The record is from RefSeq and is a predicted model, not a curated record. The coding region runs from base 77 to 634 and encodes 185 amino acids. NCBI's taxonomy places the organism in Eukaryota, Metazoa, Chordata, Mammalia, Chiroptera, Hipposideridae.